This is a messenger RNA of Erinaceus europaeus (western European hedgehog), 1460 nucleotides long. RefSeq names its product pancreatic lipase-related protein 2. Gene Ontology annotation, biological process: phospholipid catabolic process. The coding region runs from base 16 to 1422 and encodes 468 amino acids. Gene Ontology annotation, molecular function: galactolipase activity; protein binding; glycerophospholipase activity. The record is from RefSeq and is a predicted model, not a curated record. The transcript has 12 exons. Lineage: Eukaryota; Metazoa; Chordata; Mammalia; Eulipotyphla; Erinaceidae.
UUUUCCUCCAUGUAGAUGCUGCCCUUUUGGACACUGAGCCUUCUCCUGGUAACCACAGUCACAGGAAAAGAGAUCUGCUAUAGACCCCUGGGCUGUUUUUCCGAUGAAAAGCCAUGGACUGGAAUUGUACAGCGGCCUUUGAAGUUAUUUCCCUGGUCCCCCAGAGAUAUUAACACCCGCUUUCUUCUGUACACAAAUGAGAAUCCAAACAACUUCCAGCUGAUCACAGGCACUGAUCUAGACACUGUGGAGGCUUCAAACUUCCGCCUGGACCGCAAGACACGUUUCAUCAUCCAUGGCUUCAUCGACAAGGGGGAGGAGAGCUGGCUGACAGACAUGUGCAAGAACAUGUUUAAAGUGGAGCAAGUGAACUGCAUCUGUGUAGACUGGAGCCAAGGAUCCCGGACAGAAUACACCCAAGCCGUCCACAAUAUUCGGGUGGUGGGAGCUGAGAUCGCCUUCCUGGUCCAACAGCUGUCGACACAGCUGGGCUACUCACUGGAGGACGUGCACCUUAUCGGACACAGCCUGGGCUCACACGCUGCGGGAGAGGCCGGCAGGAGGCUGGGAGGCCACGUGGGCAGGAUCACAGGGCUGGACCCAGCAGAGCCAUGCUUCCAGGGCACCCCUGAGGAGGUUCGGCUGGAUGCCUCAGAUGCCAUGUUUGUGGAUGUGAUUCACACAGAUGCAGCACCCAUCAUCCCUAACCUCGGUUUUGGAAUGAGCCAAAAGGUAGGCCACCUGGAUUUCUACCCCAAUGGAGGGAAGCAAAUGCCUGGGUGUCAGAAGAACAUCCUUUCAACCAUCAUUGACAUAAACGGAAUCUGGGAAGGAACCCGAGAUUUUGUAGCUUGCAACCACCUUAGAAGCUACAAAUAUUACUCAAGCAGCAUCCUCAACCCAGAUGGCUUUACGGGCUACCCCUGUUCCUCUUACAAUGAAUUUCAGGAGAACAGCUGUUUCCCUUGUCCAGCUGGAGGAUGCCCCCAAAUGGGGCACUAUGCUGACCAAUUUCAGGGAAAAAACAGUGCUGUGGGACAAACCAUUUUCCUGAACACAGGAGAGAGUGGUAACUUUACUCGUUGGAGAUACAGAGUAUCAGUCACACUGUCUGGGAAGAAGAAAGUGAGUGGAUACAUCAGAGUUUCUUUGUAUGGGAACAACAGAAACUCAAAGCAAUACGAAAUUUUCAGGGGAUCCCUCAAACCAGAUGCAACUUAUACAAGUGACAUUGAUGUGGAUCUCAAUGUUGGGCAGAUUCAGAAGGUUAAGUUCCUCUGGAACAACUACGUGAUAAAUCUUUUCUGGCCCAAAGUGGGAGCUUCCAAAAUCACAGUGCAAAGUGGUGAUGGGACAGAGUAUAAAUUCUGCAGCAGUAAUACCAUUCGAGAAGACGUUCUGCAAUCUCUCUACCCCUGCUAGGAAUGUGGUGCUGUUCCUAAGUCCUUUUGGUAAUAAAC